AUGUGCUGCUAUGCCUGCGGCAUCCCGGCAAAUUAUCCGUCGCAACGCAGCUCGGCUGCGGGCGUUUCCAUCGUGCACGCGUCGGAAACGAGCACGGUGUAUGGCACGGUGAAUGAUGCGGAUCUCUCGAUCAAAUUCUGA
Messenger RNA from Peronospora matthiolae, 141 nucleotides. The record is from the annotation of a GenBank genome assembly. NCBI's taxonomy places the organism in Eukaryota, Oomycota, Peronosporomycetes, Peronosporales, Peronosporaceae.